Molecule: messenger RNA, 3809 nt
Organism: Aspergillus calidoustus
Lineage: Eukaryota; Fungi; Ascomycota; Eurotiomycetes; Eurotiales; Aspergillaceae
Source: the annotation of a GenBank genome assembly
GCAGGUAUGUACUGGAGAGGUAAAUAAUGGCCAAUUCGUACGUAGUAACUUGAGCAGUACUAUGCACUCACCUCCGGGACGCGUCUCAAACGAUUCCGGACUAGCGGCUUCGCGCGUCAUGAAUUCCAGGUCCCCUCCAGCGUUCUUUCAACACUUUUUCUCCCCAAGUUAUUUCUCUCUCACCACCUUUCUACGAUAACCGUUAACACAAUCCUCGUCGUGGAUCGCCUUUGCUGCGACUUGAAUAUCCCGGUUGAAUUUCGUGUCUGGUCAGCCAACGCCCGGCUGUUUAUCACAAACCGCAACGAUGGCUCCCCGGGGCCAAGCAAAGGCUCGCGACCUGGACUUUUCCAACGUCGGAAAAGCUGGAAGGCGCACAGGUAUCACCCUUAAAGAAGGCAAGCGAGAUGAGCACGGAAUGGAAGAGGUCGAUGGAAUAUUCUCAUCGCCGGAGAAGUCCCCCGUCAAAGAGAACGGAUUUGACAGAAGCGAUUCUUAUGAUGGCUCUGAUGGAAUGUCCAUGGACGAGGGCAACGGUCUUGGUCCUGCCGAUUUCUUCAAGGGCGCCAAUGGCUCACGCACACCUCAUCUCCCGCCCCCCGUCGCGCGCUCCCCAAUAAAAUCUGGUAUGCCUGGAUCUCCGCGUCGGACACCUGGAUUGCGCUCCUCUCAAAGUCCGCAACGUGACCUUGUGUCAUCGAGUCCCUCCGACGGCAGGAGCGCGAAGGCCGAUUCAAGGCGUGACGUUUCCCCGCUUACCAGUCGCUCCAUCAAUGCUACACCAUCACUAGAUCAUUCGAAUGCCGCACGUAACAAGGGAAACAAAAGGUCCCAGAAAGCAGCACAGAUAUCUUUAUCCGAUAGCGAUGGUGAUGCGGAUGAGAACGGAGACUCUCUUGAUCAGGCACAAGACGACUUCGGCGACAGCUUUAACGCGGAUGACGACACCAUGCUAGGAAACAAUUCCGACGACAUGGAUGACAACGAUGCGGAGGAGAUACCGGCGCAGUCUACUGCGGCAGAAAAGCGCAAAGGGCCUGGGAGAGGCCGCAAGCCAGCAGGAGGUGCGAAGGGCGCGAAAGCUACCUCAUCGCAAGAAACAACAGAACCCCAAGGGCCCGCACAGAAACGGAAGCGCGCGGGCCGGCCACCGAAAGCCCAAAACAAAUCCACGGAGAACGCAGAAGGGCAGCGGCCCGCGAAGAAGGCCAAAACUUCAGAACCGAAACGGCGAAUCACAGGCCCUUCAGGUGACCCCGAGUUGGAUAAGGUGGUCGAGAACUACGUCAACCGAACUGGACCGCUCAGAGGAAGGAGCCUAUAUAUCCUCAAACGCGAGGCCCCUUCUGAUCCCACGACAACCCACACGCGCUCAGGACGUGCUUCUGUCAGACCACUAGCCUACUGGAAAAAUGAGCGGUGCGUGUAUGGUGACGAGGAAGCCGCCGAAGGCGAACGAUUCCCUCUUUCAAAAAUCAAAGAGAUCAUUCGGACGGAAGAGCUGGAGCCCGAGAGGAAACAGAAGCGCCGAUCCAAAAAGUCGAAAUCAAGAAAGAGCAAAGACGAUGAAUCCGAGGACGAGGAUGAACAAUACCGCGACCCGUAUGAGGAGCAGGGUGGCGUUCUGCAUGGCUAUAUCAGAAAAUGGGACCCGGAAAGUCAAACGGCAACGAACGAGGAGGAAGUGCUUGAUAUUGCUUACGCUCCUUCUGGCAUUGAAACUCGCGACGUCAAAGGAGCAACUUUUCGAUUUGCGAAGCUCCUUAGUUCCCCCUUCAUCGGCUCCGGCAUCGUUGAACUACCGCCCGGUGGAGUCAAAAAACCAAAGAACUCGAAGAAGAUGCACAUGGUGUUUUAUGUUGUAUACGGACGAGUUCUGGUCGAUAUUUCUGGUGUCCAGUUCAGCGCAGGGAAGGGGUGUGUUUUCCAAGUUCCUCGAGUUUUGCCAAUACCUACAGCAAGGACGCCCGGUUGUUCUUCACACAGGGCUGUGUUCCUACAGAAGGCGACGAGACCCCCGGGUCUGCUUCCAAAGCCGACGCCCUCGACGGCGAAUCGAAUACCCCGCCAGCUCGCCCGAAGGCUGCCUCCGGCAAAGGCCGACCAAAGGGGAAGCAGAAGGCCGCUGCCUGAGCCCUAGGGCACAUCAACCCUCUGCUUAUCCUCUACACUCCCCGACUCCGUUGUGAUGUCUUCUUUAUUUCACCUUUUGGCAUAACUUUUAACCUCCCCUCGGCUUUACUUGUUGGUGUGAUAUCAGACCGUCUCCCGCAUCCCUUCACUGCAUUUUUGGUUCUCCCAUUUAGCGACUCAUCUUCAUGUUACCCCGACGCGCGGUGUUUGUUAUUAUUUGUCCCUGCACACUUUUAUUCCGAGCCCUAUGCAUUGGAUUAUGGAUGAGUGAACAAGGGAGGUGGAAUUACUGUGCCUGCCGGAUCUACAUAACCGAACUCAAUGAGAGUUUCGAACGAAUCUGACACAUUAUCUUUCAACUUUUUUACUAUCAUCGCUUGGGGAUAUUGACUAUAUUUCCUCCAUAUCCUCAUCCAACUCAUCGUCCAGUCCGAGCGGCGGGAAAUCUCCUACCUGGACCUUCUCCGGCUUAACAAAGACACCCGUUUUAUUGGGACACGUGAAGUAUCGCUUUCCACCGACGCUUCCGUCGUUCUUCCCCGUUGGCUCAUCGAGCUCAAUACCGACCCAAAUGGGUAAAGGCCCGGAGGGAUCAACUGUUUCUGCAUCGACGCCGGCAAAUGGGAUCGUAGGGGCUGGCCCGACGAAGCGGACUGUUCCUCGUCGGAUGUGCGGUGGUGAUGAGGGAAGAAUGAUGGCGCGUUUUGAGACGGUUAUUUCUAGGGCGAAUAGCAACUGUUAGCGAAUCUCUCUCGCCUCUCGAACGAGGAAUAAGACGGAGUAAAGGGCACAACUAACCUCUCUUCUCAACCUCCUUCGCAUCUCUCUGAGCCUGCUCAAGCAUCGCCUCUACAGGCGGAAGCGCACUCGGAUCAAACCGCCCCAGCUUCUGAUUCUUCUUCCAAGCAAGGACCGAGUUCGGGAGGCUCUCGUACGUCUCCGUUGGGAGAACAUACUUUUCCACAGCAGAGAGGUCACUAAAGUUGACUCUCGCCGCUUGCGGACGGGUAUCGUGGACCACGAGCUCACUCCCCUUCAUCAGUCCCCAGUCGCCGAUGAUUGUGUCGUCGGCGUCGAGCCACUGGUCGGGCCGGCCGGGGGUCUUGAGGAGGAGGCGUUGGCUGCUCGGUGGGAUGCCGGUCAUGGUCUCGAGCUUGCCCUUUGUUUGGAGGACGGUCCAUGAUGGGGUGAUGCGGCGUUCGGAGAGGAGGCGCGGUUCGUCGGUUGUUGGGGCGGUUGAAGGGGUGGUGAUUGUGACGGCGAUGUCGCUGGGGGUUGGUUGGAAGGACAUGGUGGCGGUUUGGGAUGAGGUUUCGUGUAUAUAUAUGUGGAUGGUGUUUACUAGAGAUUGGUCCUGGGCUGGUGUAAGUUGAGCUCAAGAUAAAGUAUGUCAAGUAUCAAACAGGCUGAAUAUGGUGGCCAGCAUUCAUCGUGCGGGGAGUCUUCAGGGACCAGAUCGCGGAGUUCUCAAGAUUCGCCAAGCACUUGCCCACAAAAACGAACAACAGUAACGAAAUUUGAGUGUUGCUGUUGAGGAUGUUGGGGACUUGAUAAGAAGAAAUUCAUGGCGGGGUGUGGUUCGUGAUAAGGCGUAUGUGGGACGCGAAUCGGUUUAAUUUUGGCUUGACCAAUCAGACAUCCGUUCCUAGAAGGCCGCCGGCCGCCUGGAAAUAACC